AUGGCCGAUGCAGAGCUAGAAGAGAUCAGACGAGCUCGUCUCGCGCAACUCCAGCAACAGGGCGGCUCACGAGGGGCUCCGUCGGAGGGCAGCCAAGAUGACCAGAGAAAGCAAGCUGAAGAAGCCGAACGUCGUGGUACGAUUCUAAGCCAGAUCCUCGAGCCGGAAGCCGCCGAUCGUUUAGGCCGAAUCCGCCUUGUCAAGGAGUCGCGCGCCACAGACAUCGAGAACCGGCUUAUCAUGCUCGCACAAACGGGCCAGCUACGACAGAAGGUCACAGAAGAACAACUCAAGCAGCUCUUGAAUGCGGUCGCGGAGAAUCAGCGCAAGGACGAGGAGGAACAAAAGAUCGUGAUCCAGAGGCGGAAAGGCGGCUGGGACGAUGACGAUGAUCUGUUGGAUCUGUGA
Aspergillus calidoustus is the source of this 408-nucleotide messenger RNA. NCBI's taxonomy places the organism in Eukaryota, Fungi, Ascomycota, Eurotiomycetes, Eurotiales, Aspergillaceae. The record is from the annotation of a GenBank genome assembly.